Molecule: messenger RNA, 2175 nt
Organism: Salvia miltiorrhiza (redroot sage)
Lineage: Eukaryota; Viridiplantae; Streptophyta; Magnoliopsida; Lamiales; Lamiaceae
Product: glucomannan 4-beta-mannosyltransferase 2-like
Exons: 8
Coding region: 240-1853 (537 amino acids)
Cellular component (GO): Golgi apparatus
Molecular function (GO): mannan synthase activity
Source: RefSeq, a predicted model, not a curated record
UCACUCACACCGACUCCCUCAUAACUUGCUCCACUCUCCCCUCUCUCUCUCUCUCCACUCUCUUCUCACAAUGCCGCAUUACUUCCUUCUCUCUCAUCCAUUUUCACGCCACACAACAAACUAGAAGCAUUGCUCGCCUCCACCUGCUUUUAGAGAGAGAGAGAAGAGAGAGAGAGAGAGAGAGAUCCCGAAAACCAGAAGCAGAUCUGUGAGAAACAGAGCAUUCCCCUGUUUCAAACAUGGCUGAAAUAUCUGCAAGGAGCUUCAUGCCGGAAUCGCUGCCGCGGUAUUCCCCCGACGUGGCGGGGCAAAUCGGGAUGCUGUGGGAGUUCAUCAAGGCGCCGCUGAUUGUGCCGCUGCUGACGAUAUGCGUCUACAUUUGCUUGGCCAUGUCUAUCAUGGUUUUCCUCGAGCGCCUUUACAUGGGCGUCGUCAUCGUCCUCGUCAAGCUCUUCUGGAAGAAGCCUGAAAAGCGAUACAAAUGGGAGGCCAUGAAAGAUGAUUUGGAAGAGGGCAAUGCCGCUUUCCCCAUGGUUCUCGUUCAGAUCCCCAUGUUCAACGAAAAAGAGGUUUACAAGAUUUCAAUUGGUGCAGCCUCUAACCUUUCGUGGCCUGCUGAUAGGCUUGUCAUUCAAGUUCUCGACGACUCCACCGAUUUCCUAAUCAAGGACAUGAUUGAGAGGGAAUGUUUAAGGUGGGCAAGCAAAGGGGUUAACAUUCGAUACCAAAUUAGAGAGACGAGAGGAGGCUACAAGGCGGGAGCGCUAAAGGAAGGAUUGAAACACGACUACGUCAAGGAAUGCGACUACGUCGUCAUCUUCGACGCCGAUUUCCGGCCCGAACCCGAUUUUCUCCGACGAUCGGUCCCCUUUCUCAUUCACAAUCCCGAUAUUGCACUUGUACAAGCCCGGUGGAGGUUCGUUAAUUCAAACGAGUGCUUGCUGACAAGAAUGCAAGAAAUGUCAUUAGAUUAUCAUUUCACAGUUGAACAAGAAGUAGGUUCGGCCACUCAUGCAUUUUUUGGCUUCAAUGGAACCGGUGGAAUAUGGAGGAUUGCAGCAAUCAACGAGGCCGGAGGAUGGAACGACAGAACGACAGUGGAAGACAUGGAUCUUGCCGUUCGUGCCGGUCUCAAAGGCUGGAAAUUUCUCUACCUCGGUGAUCUUCAGGUAUAUAGUGAACUUCCGAGUACUUUUAAAGCCUUCAGAUUCCAGCAGCACAGGUGGUCUUGUGGGCCGGCUAAUCUCUUUAGGAAAAUGAUGAUGGGAAUCGCAACAAACAAGAAAGUAACGUUGUACAAGAAGUUUUACGUGAUCUACAGCUUCUUCUUCGUGCGGAAGAUCAUCGCCCACUUCUUCACAUUCUUCUUCUACUGCGUAGUUCUGCCUCUCUCCAUCCUCGUGCCGGAGGUCUACGUCCCCAAAUGGGGCGCCAUUUACCUUCCUUGCAUCAUCACCGCCCUCAACUCCGUCGGAACUCCUAGGUCGUUCCAUCUAUUGUUCUAUUGGGUGCUAUUCGAGAACGUGAUGUCCUUCCACCGGACCAAGGCCGCGUUGAUCGGGCUGGUGGAGGCGAAGAGGGUGAACGAGUGGGUGGUGACGGAGAAACUCGGAGACAAGCUCAACAACAAAGGCCACAACAAGGGUGGGUCGAUCAAGAAAUUCUCUCUGGCUAAGCUGUUGGGAGACAGGAUUCAAGUGCACGAGCUGGGAUUUGCAGUGUUCCUAUUCGUGUGUGGAUGCUACGAUUUCCUCUAUGGGAAGAACAACUAUUUCAUAUACCUAUUUCUUCAAGUCAUCACUUUCACCAUCGUCGGAUUUGGCUACGUUGGCACCAUCGUUCCAACUUCUUAGCAAAGUCCCACACACAAAAGGGGAAAUUAAGGGGGGAGAAAAUGUACACAAGAUUGCAGUGUUUGGUUUAUUUGAUUUGCAGUUGCGAAAAAGGAAACUAUAUUCAUUUAGUUAUACGGGAAUAUAUAAUACCCAAGUCUUGAAUAGAUUAGACUUUCUUUCUCUUUUUGUUAGAAUUUUAGUGGCUUUGUCUUUUUCAUUGCAGUUUGCAAAUUUACUUCAACAUCACUCUACGAACUACGUGAGUUAUAGUCCAUUCUUGCUUUGUAUUAUUAAGAAUUUCAGAUGAGAGAUAUAUAUAGUUAUAGAUUUUGUUUGGCCA